Molecule: messenger RNA, 1209 nt
Organism: Melitaea cinxia (Glanville fritillary)
Lineage: Eukaryota; Metazoa; Arthropoda; Insecta; Lepidoptera; Nymphalidae
Exons: 11
Coding region: 1-1209 (402 amino acids)
Source: RefSeq, a predicted model, not a curated record
AUGGAAUACAAGUGUCUUGUUUAUGAAAGUGUAACAGAUUCAAAACUAGGAAUGAGAAAUAAAUAUGACAAUGAGAAAGGCAAAAUACCGUUCACACAAACACCUCCUAAUCUACAAAAAGAUAAUACUGCCGAAAUUCCAGAUCCCUUUGAAGAGUUUCAGAGCAACCUUCAUAAGUUUUUAUAUGGUGAAACCAUAGAAAUAGACGAUCAAACUGAGAAAUCUAAUGUCGUUUUAAAAUACACCAUACCGUCGGAUCAUCUACAGAAUUACGUUGUUGGGAAUUAUAUGCGAGCAGAAUUAUUCAACAACAAGAGCGCCGUCCACCUUAACCCAGAAGAAUUUUUGCAUCGUGGAUAUUGUAAAUUAAAUAUCACCAGGGAUUUGAUGCAGACCGCUGUCAAUGCGUUUGCCAUCUUUCUUUAUGGUUCCCUCGAUGACAUAGAGCGAUUGCCGGCUGAUUACGUUUUACGAUCUACUCGUACAAUAUCUAUGAUGAAGAUAGCACGUGAGAAGUUGGCAGCAACUUGGAGAGUAAUAAAAGUAGGCAAACCUACCAAUACGGUUUCGUAUAAAACAUUGGAAAUGUAUCGACCGUUGUUUAAAUAUAUUACUGGAAGGGAAAUAGCUAGGCUUAAUUUAUCAGAUGAAAGAAUUUUAAAUUAUAUUGGCACACAUCCUGAUUUAGAUAGACAUCAGAUGGGUGUAGUUGCUAACAAAUAUAUCGAACUCAAUAAACACUGGUCCCAGCCGAAGUAUCUAAAUCUUAUGAAUAACUUAUUGUGUGGCGUACCGAUGACGUUUAUGAGAAAAAUCCCUGAAAAUAUAUACUUACAAUUAUCACAUCAGGUUUUCUAUCAUAUUCGAGCCUGUGAUCCCUUACAACGUCGAUUUUAUUACGCUAUGAUGACUAGAACUCAGGCACUGGGAAAAUCGUUUAGUUGGAAUGCUAGAGACGUAUCCAGAUUAGGCUUACUUCUGGCAGAAGUGAAUGGCCCUGAUCUUAGUGCUAUCAACCCUGAAGCUAUAGCUGGAAUCACUCCACAUGUUAUGAUGGCCAUGCCACCUCAAAAAUUAAAGUACUUGUCAGAUUUACAAUUGAAGUACAUGGGACAGAAGGUUUUGAACAUAUUAGCUCGAAAAUUAAAGGCUUAUCAUGAUCAACUUCAGUCGUCUAAUGAUGAAAUGAAGAAGAUACCAAAUUUAUAG